Molecule: messenger RNA, 2326 nt
Organism: Panicum virgatum (switchgrass)
Lineage: Eukaryota; Viridiplantae; Streptophyta; Magnoliopsida; Poales; Poaceae
Product: RING-H2 finger protein ATL67-like
Exons: 2
Coding region: 283-894 (203 amino acids)
Biological process (GO): protein ubiquitination
Molecular function (GO): transferase activity
Source: RefSeq, a predicted model, not a curated record
UCCACACCCCGCCUAGCCGCGGCGGAAAACCAGAGUCCAGAGCAGAGGAGGGAGAGGGAACGCUGCACCCGCCCAGCCCCUCCGCCAUUACUCCGAUUCCCCUUCCCGGCUUCUCCUCCUUCCCCGGCAAUUAAUGCCGCCAACAACCAGAUCCAGCCCCCGGAAACCUAAGCCGCGCAAACAAAUACCCUCUUCCCAUUCUGCCCCUCCCCCGCGCAUCAUGCCAUUCCGCCCCACGAUCGCGCCGCCGCCGCCGCUGACGACGAGGGGGAGCGGAGAGCCAUGUCCUUCCUCGACCCGCUCGCGUCGCUCGGGCUCGGGUACGCCAUCGCCAUCGCGCUCGGCUUCCUCGUGCUCCUCGCCUCGGUGCUGCUCGCCUCCUACUUCUGCCUCCGCCGCGGGGCCCGCGAGGGGUUCGGCGCCGGCGCGGGGGGCUCCGCGCGCCACGCCGUGUCCUCCGCCUCCAGCUCCUCCAGCUCCGGCCACAUCUCCAUCACCGUGCCCCGCGUCGUCUUCGUGGCCGAGGACUACGACUCCCCAGGCUCCUCCUCCCGCGGCGCCGCGGCCGCGGCCUCGCCCGUCGGCCUCGACCCGGCAGUCAUAGCGACGUACCCGACGGUGCCCUUCUCCAGGGCCGCGCUGGGGGCGGACGCCGAGGCCGCCUGCUCCAUCUGCCUCUGCGAGUACCGCGACGGCGAGAUGCUGCGGGUCAUGCCCGAGUGCAAGCACAGGUUCCACCUCACGUGCCUCGACGCGUGGCUGCGCCGGAGCGCGUCGUGCCCCGUCUGCCGCUCCUCGCCUAUCCCCACCCCCGUCUCCACCCCGCUCUCCACCCCGCUGUCGGAGCUCGUCCCGCUGUCGCAAUACGCUGCUGACCGUCGCCGGAGCAGGUGAUGGAGGUUUGGGUGAUUCACUGGUGAUGCUUAGCAUAUUUCAACUGUUGGAUUAGAGAGCUGCCAUAACUUAUAGAAAGUUUUGCUUGGUAGCAGUGAAUUGUUGGACCAAGGAAGACAAGCAGUGUACAUACAUUGUUCUUGCGUUCUAAAUUUUAAUAUAUAGCUUCUAUCUAGUGAGGUACCUGUGGUCCUAUAGAGUUGUAUGUGCAAUAUCAGUCUCUGAAUUAUCUUUAUUCCAUUUAUAUAAAUUAUAUUGCAGUGUACAUUCUUGGAUGUGGGCUUUAUUGUUUUGGUAGCAAGAAUGUGAAAGAACCUGCUGCUUAGUUCUCACAAAAUGUGGGAGUACAGCUGUGCAAGCAAAAGCUUCUAGCAUCUAAAUGGAAAUUCUAUAUUGUAAAAUUCUUAGUCAUUGAGCUAUUUCUGGGUCUUGAGAUACUUCUGACACCCUGCCUGUCUGAUAAUUUGGAGCACUGGAUUUUGCAGUCACAACUGAAUUAAUGUUCAACAAGGUCAUUAGAUUUUGAGGAAGCUAAUCACAUUUGAGAUGAUCCUUUUGUGCAGAUUCCUCCUUAAACUUCCAUCUGUAACUAUGUCCUUGACCCCCUUCUAUUUGAAUCAUACCAUUAUAUCUGUUAUGGAAACUGUCUUUCUAUUUCAAUUUGUCCAUCCUGUUGACUAGCCUGAAUUUUCAAACACUAUCCUUGGUAGGUUCAAAUACUCAUGUUUUCUCUCUGGUUCUUAAAUCUCUGGCUGAACAAUUUCAUUUUUGUACAUGAAUGUUGCUCCUUUCUCUUGUCUUUUGGUUUCUGGGAUAUUAGUAAACCAACUGUAACUAGUUGACAUCAUGACACGUUAAAUGCAUACCUUAUACCAAAUUUGGGGUUCUUUUAUAAAAGGCAAGAUGUUGCUAGUUGCAGACUUGGACAAUUGCCAAAUGAAUAAUGAACCUAGUAUUGUACUGUAGUACAAUGAUCAGUUGGUGUUCUUCAUUUGCCAUGUCACCAUUCAACAAUGUAGAGUCAUGGUGACGCUCUCAUUCCUUUUGUUUCUUUCUUUACUUUUUCAGGGAUGGCGGGCCCAUAUAUACCAAGUUGCUUCUCUAUAAAUACUAUGCGUGGGGUUAAUUAUUACGUGAAGUUAGCACAUUUUCAUGCCAUUUCAAGUUAAUUCCGUGUGAUGUGAUCAUGUGGGAUUGAGCACCAAUGAAUCAAAUAAAUUGCUGACGGGAUACCCCUGUAUCUACUAUUCUACUAUGUAUAUUGUGUUCUGUUUGAACCAGCAACUUUCUGCAGGGAAAAGGCUGUCUUUGAAGUAACAAGUAUGUUUUGGCUACGUGAAGUUAGCACAUUUUCAUGCCAUUUCAAGUUAAUUCUGUGUGAUGUGAUCAUGUGUGAUUGAGCACCAAUGAAUCAUACCAAAGAAAUUGCUGA